GGAGGCCUCAGGCUCUACCAGGGGGACUUUAGGAGAACCAGCCACUGCAUCAGGCCCUACAAAAACAGAUGAGAAAGAAGACAGAAGCCCAAGAUGUUCUUUUCCUUCAAAGUAGGAACACCCUGGCCUCAGACAGACCCAGCUGGAAGGGCUCUAAGAGGCUGAAAGGCUAGGCAGGACCAGUACAAAGCUGGGGGAAAGGGAGGGCCCAGCCCUGCACCAGUGGGCGUGGCUCCACCCUUCCCACCUCAGAGCCAUGGGGAGCCGGGGUCCCGGUGGGUGGCCCCUGGUGCAAGCCCCCUACACGGUUCUGUUGCUGCCACUGGAGACAAGCCGCCAAGACCCAGGGGCCCGGAGCUUCUUCCUCUGGCUGCAGAGGAUGCAGGCACUGGAGCGGGAGCAGGACGCCCUUUGGCAGGGGCUGGAGCUGCUGGAGCAUAGCCAGGCCUGGUAUGAGGGCCGUCUGAGGGAGGCUCAGCAACAGCAGCUGCACGUGGGGGCCCUUGGUGAGAAUUUUCUAACGGAUUUACACUCAGAGCCCGGUGGCCCCCAGUUAGCCCAGAUUCAGAGAGUGAACAUCUGCUUGCAGAAUCUGCUUCAGGGGAAGUUCUUCCCACAUCCCCCAAACAAAGCUAGUUCCUGCACCACCCAGGACUGGAAGGGAAGGCCAAGGAAACAGGACACAUGGCGGCAACAGGAGAUGUCAAGGCAGCAGAAAGGAGGCAUUCAGCAAACAGGGGAGACGGCUCAGCCAGGCUGCCCCCAUGGACGGAGGGGCCCUACCCGUGUCUAAAGGCUCCUUUGGUCCCCUCAGUCAUGCCAACGAGACUGAGAGAACCCCUAGCCUCCUUAUUCCAACUCAACAACUAAAUGGCUCUGGGUGGGAGGUCAACUGAAAUCCAAAUAUACUGGUGUAAAGUUUUUUCUCUGCUCCUGAAAACUUCCAUUUUAUCUUUUUUGGUAUUUCAUGCUCUCACUCUUCCCUAUGCAUGCAUGCUCAGUUGCUUCAGGCAUGUCUGACCCUUUGCGAGCCCACCAGGCUCCUCUGUUCAUGGGAAUCUCCAGGCAAGAAUACCUGAGUGGGUUGCCAUGCCCUCCUCUAGGGAAUCUUGCUGACUCAGGAUCGAACCCAUGCUUCUUAGGUCUCCUGCAUUGGUUCUUUACCCACCUGGGAAGCCCCGCCCGCGACGCCCCACCCCCCCCCAGCUUUCCGUUACUAUGUACAUAAGUGAUCUUUCUCUGAAGUCUCUCUGGGGAGAAGACAUGUUUAUUGGCAUUGUCCUUCAAUUUUAAAUACAAAAAUAAAAUAGAAGCCUCUCCAGAAUUUCAAAA
Capra hircus (goat) is the source of this 1332-nucleotide messenger RNA. It is a transcript of the gene SAPCD1, whose product is annotated as suppressor APC domain containing 1. Bases 257 to 793 code for a protein of 178 amino acids. Lineage: Eukaryota; Metazoa; Chordata; Mammalia; Artiodactyla; Bovidae. The record is from RefSeq and is a predicted model, not a curated record. The transcript is spliced from 5 exons.